This is a messenger RNA of Stylophora pistillata, 2377 nucleotides long. Its product is annotated as sialin. NCBI's taxonomy places the organism in Eukaryota, Metazoa, Cnidaria, Anthozoa, Scleractinia, Pocilloporidae. The record is from RefSeq and is a predicted model, not a curated record. Gene Ontology annotation, biological process: monoatomic anion transport; transmembrane transport. Gene Ontology annotation, cellular component: membrane. Gene Ontology annotation, molecular function: transmembrane transporter activity.
CAAGCCUGAGGGAAACGGAAAUUCAAGCAGUUUCUAGUUCAGAUAUUACACAUGCUUACGUUUUCUAAUGGCCGACGACUCACCUCCUACAAUUUCCUCUCUGGACAACUACUGCCACAGGUCUUCUCGCCGUGAUUCUGAAGGAUUUUAUUUGCCUUGCCGGUACGUGCUUGCCGUGUUGUCUUGCUCUGGUUUUUGUGUUGUGUAUCUUCUGAGGGUGAAUUUGAGUGUGGCACUGGUUGCAAUGGUUAACUCAACUUAUGCAGAUGCAAAAGCUACCGCAAACAACCCCGAAUGUCGAGGAAAUUUCGCAAACGUGACUCGAGUUAAGGUUGGAGAAUUUAAGUGGGAUCAAGAGACACAAGGGCUUAUCCUCGGUGCAUUCUUUUAUGGUUACAUAGUCACACAACUUCCAGGAGGUUGGUUAGCAUCCCGUUAUGGUGGGAAGUAUGUGUAUGGCUGUGGAGUCCUUUUGACAUCAGUGGCAGCAAUGUUUACUCCAGCGGCUGCUUAUCAUAGUGUUGCAAUGUUAAUUUUGGUCAGAGUGGUGGAAGGUCUUGGACAGGGUGUGACAUUUCCAGCCAUUCAAGCCAUGUGGGGUUGUUGGGCUCCGCCUUUAGAGAGAAGCAAAUUGGCCACCAUUUCUUCCUCAGGCCUUAGCCUAGGUACAAUACUUGCAAUGCCAAUAUCUGGGUUAUUGUGUGCAUCAAAUCUCUGGGGAGGAUGGCCAUCAGUAUUUUAUAUCUUUGGUGCCAUUGGUAUUUUAUGGGCUAUUGUGUGGCUACUGUUAACUCAUGACAGACCUGAAAACCACCCCAGAAUAUCAGCCAAGGAAAAAGAGUACAUACAGUCAAGUAUAGGGUCUGGGGAGGAUGCCCAAACAAGGAAAUAUAAAACUCCUUGGUUGAGGAUUUGUAGCUCACCAGCUGUCUGGGCCAUUGUUGUUGCAAACUUUUGUGACAACUGGGGCUUCUACACUUUUCUCACUGGUUUACCAUCUUAUCUAAAAGAAGUUCUGGAUUUUUCAAUUACUGAGAAUGGCUUUGUGUCUGCUCUUCCAUACAUACUGAGUUUCAUAGGUACUGUAGGCGGUGGCCAACUUGCAGAUUGGCUACGUUACAACAGGAUAUUAACAACUGGAGAAGCCAGGAAAGUAUUUUGCAGUGCUGGUUUCCUGAUUCCAGCAUUUCUUUUGGUGUCCACAAGCUAUGUUGGAUGUGAUAACACCAGCCUUGCUGUUGUACUCUUUACAAUUGCAUUAGGAGUACAAUCUUUCAACUCAACCUCUUAUUCUGUCAACCACUUGGAUAUUUCACCCAGAUUUGCUGGUAUUCUGGUAGGGAUAACCAACGCAUUUGGUACAAUUCCUGGUAUUGUUGGACCCUAUGUCGUAGGAUAUCUUACAAACAAUCAGCCAACAAGAGCACAGUGGCAGAAAGUAUUUUACAUAUCAGCUGGAGUGUUUGUUUUUGGUUGGUUUAUUUAUUUACUCUUUGGAAGUGGUGAGCUGCAGUCAUGGAACACUCCUUACAAAGAUGUGCCAGUGCCUGUGGAUAUUCCAGGGGAGGCUAGGAUACCAGCCAUGGCUGACCACUAUUCAAUUAACCAUGCUGACACUCGUGACAAAGAUCAUGCAAUGCAAGCCUGUAGUUAGUGCUUUUUGUCCACAAUUAGUUGAUGGGACCAGAUAGUAUUAAUUGUAAAAAUAACUUACCAAUUUUUGACAAUACUGCUAAUUGAAAGGGGUUUGACUUUGUUACACGAUGAGAAAGCUAUGUUAAUGUGCAGGACUUCAAGGGAGUUCUAACCCAUUCUUUUUUCUUCAUGAUGGUAAACAUACACUGAACAGUAUUAUGACUAUUCAUCACAAACCACAGGGUUUUUUUUUCAGUUUCAAUCCACCAAUUUCAGUUAGUAACUUUGUAGAUAUUAAUUUUUUGUUGUUGUUAUUCCAGAGAUAAAAGCAAUGAAGCUUUAAAUUUAGUUAUGUUUUGAGGGAAUUUUGAAUUCUGAGUGGAGCCUGGGGACCAUAAUUAUUUCUGAUUGCUUUAAGAUAAAGAAUACUUGCAUCACUUUUUUGCAUAUUAUUAAUUGAAAUACCUCUGUGUAGGGUUAACUUAAUAACCUUUUUGCAAAGCCAAAUAUUGAGGUAUAACCAUAGCUUAACAAAUAUUUCACAUUUUGGUCAAUAUUCAUGUGAGGAUAUUACAAAUGAAGCACAAUUGUAAUCAACUUACAUACAUGUUGCACAGACAUACUUUUAUCACUCCAAAAGGGGUUUUCAGAAUAAAGGUCCUUUUUUGUGAUUAGGAUACACAUCCUUACAAAUGAAGGUGAAAUAAGAAAAUUAAAUGACCUCUCAGGUUGAAAACAAUAA